AUGUUAUUUAUAAUUCAGAAUGUGUGCACAGUUAUGGGUAUAAUUGUUCUUGUUAUUAGUUUUGUUUCAACAUUCAUCUUUCAAGCAGGAUUAAUUAAAUAUUUGAUUGUUAAAUUUAAAAAUGUUAUAAUAAUAUCAAUAAUAUAUUUAGCUGUAUCAAUUACAACGCAUACAAUAACACUAAGAUCUCGUUGGUAUAACAAAGAAAAGUUUAUAUGGAGUUAUGAAUUACUUUCAUUAUACGUCAUUCAUAGAACAGUCGCAAUUUUUUAUUAUUAUAGUUAUAAAAAAGCAGCUCUCAUUUUAGGAGAUCCAAAAUUUUAUAAUGAUAAUAGUUGGUUAAGAGAUAAAAUAAGAUAUGAUUCAUGA
Messenger RNA from Strongyloides ratti, 369 nucleotides. RefSeq names its product Transmembrane protein 138. The transcript has 3 exons. The coding region runs from base 1 to 369 and encodes 122 amino acids. Gene Ontology annotation, cellular component: cilium. Lineage: Eukaryota; Metazoa; Nematoda; Chromadorea; Rhabditida; Strongyloididae. The record is from RefSeq and is a predicted model, not a curated record.